AUGGCCAUCGCCCACAUCGCCACCGAGUACGUCUUCUCCGACUUCCUGCUGAAGGAGCCCUCCGAGCCCAAGUACAAGGGGCUGCGGCUGGAGCUGGCGCUGGACAAGCUGGUCACCUGCAUCGCCGUGGGGCUGCCCCUGCUGCUCAUCUCGCUGGCCUUCGCGCAGGAGAUCUCCAUAGGUACCCAGAUAAGCUGUUUUUCUCCCAGCUCAUUCUCCUGGCGCCAGGCUGCGUAUGUGGACUCCUACUGCUGGGCGGCUGUGCAGCAAAAGCAGUUAUUACAGAGCGAUUCAGGACACAUUCCACUGUGGCUUCAUAAAUUUUUCCCAUAUAUCCUGCUACUAGUUGCUAUCCUGUUGUAUCUACCAUGCUUGUUCUGGCGCUUCACUGCAGCACCCCAUCUUUGCUCAGAUCUGAAAUUUAUUAUGGAAGAACUUGACAAGGCCUACAACAGGGCAAUCAAAGCAGCUAAUAGCUUUCACAGUGGCGACACUAGAGACCCCAGUAGUCUGCCUCCAGCUGUUAAUGAAAACUUGACACAAAGUUUGUGGGAGAUAUCUGAAAGCCACUUUAAAUACCCCAUUGUGGAACAAUACCUGAAGACAAAAAGAAACUCCAAAAACUUAAUAAUCAAAUAUGUUAUUUGCCGUUUACUAACAUUAGCAAUUAUCCUGUUUGCAUGCCUCUAUCUGGGCUAUUAUAUCAAUCUCUCCUCUAUGACUGAUGAGUUUUUGUGCACCAUCAAAACUGGAAUCUUAAAGAAUGACACAACAGUUCCAGAACUAGUUCAAUGUAAGCUUAUUGCUGUUGGCGUCUUCCAGCUACUCAGUUACAUUAACUUAUUUGUGUAUCUUUUGGUGAUGCCUCUUGUAAUGUAUGCCAUGCUCGUCCCAUUCAGGCGAAGCUCAGACAUUCUUAGAGUAUAUGAAAUUCUGCCAACGUUUGAUGUUCUGAAACUCAAGUCAAAUUAUGAUGAUUUAAGCCUCUACCUCCUCUUCCUUGAGGAAAAUGUAAGUGAGCUUAAAUCAUACAAGUGCCUCAAAGUGCUGGAGAAUAUUGCAGGCCCUGGGAAGUGUGACAUAAUCCAUCUGUUGCCAAACCUUGGUACGAUUAAGACGACAGAUACGGUAGAUGGGAAGCCAGCAACUGUGAAAGAGAAGCCUGACGAGAAAAUUACAGAAGAACCAGAAAGGACUACAACAGAACUACAAGUUUUAACAGAUCUGCUCCCAAGUUGCAAUACAAGCGCAAGCAACGAAGAUAAGGUUCGUCAAAGACUUAUAGAUUCUUCAUGCUGA
Molecule: messenger RNA, 1299 nt
Organism: Emys orbicularis (European pond turtle)
Lineage: Eukaryota; Metazoa; Chordata; Testudines; Emydidae
Gene: PANX1
Product: pannexin 1
Exons: 5
Coding region: 1-1299 (432 amino acids)
Biological process (GO): cell-cell signaling; monoatomic cation transport; positive regulation of interleukin-1 production
Cellular component (GO): plasma membrane
Molecular function (GO): wide pore channel activity
Source: RefSeq, a predicted model, not a curated record